This is a messenger RNA of Theileria annulata, 2004 nucleotides long. RefSeq names its product Rab geranylgeranyltransferase, putative. Gene Ontology annotation, molecular function: Rab geranylgeranyltransferase activity; protein binding. The record is from RefSeq and is a predicted model, not a curated record. Gene Ontology annotation, cellular component: Rab-protein geranylgeranyltransferase complex; cytoplasm. Lineage: Eukaryota; Apicomplexa; Aconoidasida; Piroplasmida; Theileriidae. The transcript is spliced from 10 exons. Gene Ontology annotation, biological process: protein geranylgeranylation. Bases 1 to 2004 code for a protein of 667 amino acids.
AUGCAUGGAUUAAAGAGUGACGAUUUUUACAAAACCUCUGAGGAGAGAGAAACCUUUGAAAGGAAUCUCGAGAAAGGUUUCAAAAUUUUGGAUUUCUUUGUAGAUUAUUCCUCUAAACUUGAAGCUACAACAACUUUCAACUCGAUUGUAAACCAAGUUUGUGACUCAGAUAAGAAAAUGUUUGAUUUGUCAAGUGUAAUAAUAGAGUUUAUGCCGGAAUUCACACCUGCAUGGAACUAUCGCAAAAAAUUUAUCCAAAAGAACGAAUCAAAUGACCAGAAUAAAUUACUGGAGUCACUUAAAAAUGAAAGAACUUCAACAUAUACCAGCUUAAAGAAAUCACCGAAAAGUUAUUCAGUAUGGCAUCACAGAUUGUGGUCGAUAACGUCUUUAUUCAACUUAGAAGAUCCAAAUAUACUUGAUUUACUACUUGAGGAGGUUAAAUUAUGCUUCAAGCUGUUCACAUUUGAUGCGAGAAACUUCCAUUGUUGGAAUUAUUUUAACUUUAUUAAGCAUUAUUUAAACCUUUUGAAGCCAGAAUCAAUUGAUUGGCGUAAGUUGGCAUCUGAACAGAUUUUAAAUUUGAUUAACGUCAAUUUCUCAAACUAUUCAGCUUGGUUUCAAAGAACAAACCUUCCUUAUCAAAAACACACCCUGGCAGAUGAUCUGGAAUUACUUAAACAGGCAAUAUAUACUGACCCAGAAGAUAGGUCUAUUUGGCAUUACCAUGACUGGCUUUUAUUCAAAAGAAACACUUUACCUACCUACUUAUGUUAUGUUAAUUAUAUGGAGGAGUGUAAAACUUUUAACUUGUAUUUCAACGACAACGUUAGACUGGAUACUGAUUCUAGCACCUUUUACAAAAACGAAUCGGUAAAAUUGAAGGGAACAUGGAAACCUACUAAACUAAACUUGGGAAUUUCACUUCUAUGGUCCUUUGUUGUCAGCUCAGAUGAAGAUUUGCGAGGAUUAGCUAAACUUGAGCUGGUUAUUUUGAACACAAGGAUUGAAUACUAUUCACUGUUAUUAACUAAUCCUAACUUUUUUAAUAAAAAGGUUGACAGUGAAGAAUCUGGUUUCAGUAGAAUUAAGCUGGUUUAUUUUACUCAAAAAACCGAAGUUGACUUGGAAAGUUUAAAGUUUUAUGAGGAGCAAGACCGAGAAUGGUUGGAAAAUGAUAAGGUUUCAAAACCAGUUAAAGUGGGAAACGAACUCUUAUCUAUGGCCCCCGAUGUGACCCUGGAUACUCUAAGGAAUCAAUUAACUGUUAUAGAUGAAUUGAUAUCCCUAGAUUCUGAGAGAAAAUACCUUCUACUUACGAAGCUUAAAAUACUCAAGUAUCUUGACGAAGACAAAGAUGUUGAUAUAUUAUUUGAAAAGUUAACAGUUCUGGAUCCAUUACGGAAAGACUACUAUCGUUACAUGUUAAAAGUUCAUAAAGAAAGGUCUAAACUCAAGAAUUGUAAUUUAAAUGAUCAAAUCAAGGUCGAUUUUGGGGAUUUGUCACUUUCAAGGUUCGAUUUUAGGACUCUGCUUCCAUUUUUUGGGGUUCGAGAACUGAAUCUCAGGGGAAACAAACUCACUUCUAAAUCUUUAAGUGAUAUUUCAUCCUUCCUACUUCUUUUGGAGGCUUUAGAUUUGUCCUAUAACAAUAUAGAUGAUUUAGAAUCAGCUCUUUAUUCGCUGGGAAGCUUGAAACGUUUAAAAAGGUUUAUCAAAUUUAUUUCAUUAUUCAUUAGAUUGAAUCUAUCAGGUAAUCCUUUAAAGGUUUUAGGUCAUGAAACCAAACUUCAGUCACAUAUUGAGUUAGUUUAUCUAAUAUACCAAAUAUUUUCAAGUCAAAUCGUGGUAACUGAUACGCCAAUCUCUGAGAUUUUCACUAAAAUCUUACAUAUUGGAACUGAUAGACAAUGUUUACUUGGAUCACACGAAUUUAUUCUGGAAUUCAAUCACGAAGAUUCUAAGAAUCACGCUGUUCUCAAAAAACUCAAAAAUCGACACUAA